Molecule: messenger RNA, 975 nt
Organism: Penicillium psychrosexuale
Lineage: Eukaryota; Fungi; Ascomycota; Eurotiomycetes; Eurotiales; Aspergillaceae
Exons: 5
Coding region: 1-975 (324 amino acids)
Biological process (GO): regulation of mRNA processing; protein phosphorylation; spliceosomal complex assembly
Molecular function (GO): protein kinase activity; ATP binding
Source: RefSeq, a predicted model, not a curated record
AUGGCAAUCUAUGAUCGCAUGAAUGCGGUCAAAACCUCCCAUGCUGGCGCCAUGCUUGUUCGCACAGCGCUUGAUUCCUUUCAAAUCGACGAUGCGAAAGGAAGUUAUCAGGCUAUUGUGCACCAGCCUCUCGGCAUAAGGCUAUCUGACAUCAGACAUCGAUUCCCAGAUAAAAUACUACCCGAAGAAUCAGUGAAAUUGGUUUUAGUACAUCUUCUAUUUGCUCUUGACUACCUCCAUACAAAGGCUGGCAUCAUCUAUACCGACAUACAGGAAAACAAUAUCCUGGUCGGGAUUGAGGACGAAUCAGUGUUGACUGAGUUUGAGGAAGGAGAGAAAUAUAAUCCUAGUCCUCAGAAAGUCGUUGGAAAUAGGGUGAUUUAUGCAUCUCGCGAACUCAAGACGACAGAUAACUAUGGCCGACCUAUUUUAUGUGACUUUGGUCAAGCUCGUUUCGGUUCUACCCGUUACUAUGGUGACAUUCAACCUUAUAUAUACCGAGCUCCAGAAGUUUUGCUACGUACGACUUGGGAUGAAAAGGUUGAUAUUUGGAAUCUCGCGGUUCUCACAUGGACCAUUUUCCAACGGAAGCAACUAUUUUAUGCCAGAGAUUCAAACAAGAAACAGGCAAACGCUUAUCGUCUCUCUGAGAUGAUUGCGAUUCUUGGACCGCCACCCAAAGAAAUCUUACAGAACAACGACUAUGCUGCAGAAUUCUUUGAUUCAGAUGGCAAUUGGAAGGGAGCGGCUCCCAUUCCAUCAACCACCUUGGAGCAGCGGGAGGAAAUUUUGCAAGGUAAACAGCAACAACUCUUUCUUGCCUUCAUGCGCAAAAUGCUUCAGUGGCGGCCAGAGGAAAGAAGUUCUGCUAGUGAAUUAUUGGCGGACAAGUGGCUAGGCUUUUCGCCAUUGUUGACCGUCGACUCAUACCAAGGAGAAGAGAACGACAUCAUCAUCCUCUCGCUUGUUCGAUGA